Notolabrus celidotus (New Zealand spotty) is the source of this 3064-nucleotide messenger RNA. Its product is annotated as plastin-3-like. Gene Ontology annotation, biological process: actin filament network formation; actin filament bundle assembly. Gene Ontology annotation, cellular component: actin filament bundle; actin filament; cytoplasm. Lineage: Eukaryota; Metazoa; Chordata; Actinopteri; Labriformes; Labridae. Gene Ontology annotation, molecular function: calcium ion binding; actin filament binding. The record is from RefSeq and is a predicted model, not a curated record.
UCUGAGGUGAUGUCACGACGGGGCGGGCCUAAAUUCCAACUGCCGUCUACUUUUGUCUCUACGUGGAGGAGGCAGGACUGCAGACUGGACGCUGUCUGGAAUUUCAGGCGCACCGACAUCUCACUUUUCUCUGACUGACCAGCUCGGGUCAUUCACAUAAAAUGUCUGGAAAGAUAACAAAAGAAGAGAUGGAGGAGAUGGAGGAUAUGUUUAAGAAAAUUGAUCUGGACAGCAAUGGAUAUAUCUGUAAUAAUGAACUCCACGAGCUCCUCAAAGACACCGGCCACCCUCUUCCUGGAUACAUUGUCCGAGACAUCAUCCAGAAACUCGACCAAGACCACAAUAAUAGGAUCUCUUUCGACGAGUUUUUAGCGGUACAUCGUCACGACCUUAGGUGCAGCGAAAUAGCAAAAACUUUCCGCAAGGCCAUCAACAGAAAAGAAGGCAUCCUGGCUAUUGGAGGGAUGUCUGAGCAGUCGAGUGAAGGCACACAACACUCCUUCUCUGAGGAGGAGCGAUUUGCCUUUGUGAACUGGAUCAACUCUGCUCUGGAAAGAGACCCUGACUGCCAACAUGUCCUGCCCAUGGAUCCCAACAACGAGUCUCUCUUCAAGUCUGUAGGAGAUGGUAUUGUCCUCUGCAAAAUGAUCAACCUGUCAGUCCCAGACACGAUUGACGAGAGGACCAUUACUAAAAAGAAUAAACUCUCAGUGUUUACAGAGCAGGAGAAUCUGAACCUGGCUCUAAAUUCCGCCUCUGCUAUCGGCUGCCAUGUGGUGAACAUCGGCGCCUCCGACCUGAGAGAGGGAAAGCCCCAUCUGGUGCUUGGCCUGCUGUGGCAGAUCAUCAAAAUCGGCCUGUUUGCUGACAUUGAGCUCAGCAGGAAUGAAGCACUGGCGGCACUGCUGAGAGAUGGGGAAACCCUGGAGGACCUGAUGAAGCUGUCUCCAGAAGAACUGCUGUUGCGCUGGGCAAACUUUCACCUGGAAAAUGCUGGCCAGCCCAAGAUCAACAACUUUAGUAGUGACAUCAAGGACUCCAGAGCCUAUUUCCACCUCCUGAACCAAAUCUCUCCAAAAGGCACAGAUGAAGAUCAGCCCCGCAUAGACAUCAGCAUGGGCGGCAUCAAUGAGAAAGACGACCUUAAGAGGGCAGAGGCUAUGCUGCAGCAGGCUGACAGGCUCGGCUGUCGACAGUUUGUCACGCCAAACGACGUCGUCAGUGGAAACCCCAAACUCAAUCUCGCCUUUGUGGCUAAUCUGUUCAACAAAUAUCCAGCGCUGACCAAACCUGAGAGGGACAUUGACUGGGGACUAUUAGAAGGUGAGACAAGAGAAGAAAGGACAUUCAGGAACUGGAUGAACUCACUUGGAGUGAACCCUCAUGUCAAUCAUCUUUAUGGAGACCUGCAGGAUGCCAUGGUCAUCCUCCAGCUCUAUGAGAAGAUCAAAAUCCCUGUGGACUGGAACACCAAGGUCAACAUGCCGCCUUAUCCCAAGCUGGGAACCUACAUGAAGAAGUUGGAGAAUUGUAACUAUGCAGUGGAACUGGGCCACAAAGCCAAGUUCUCCCUCGUUGGCAUCGCAGGAGGCGACCUGAAAGAUGGCAACCCUACUCUGACUCUAGCUCUGGUGUGGCAGCUGAUGAGAAGAUAUACAUUGAAUGUACUGCAGGAUCUGGGGGAUGGAAGUAAAGUAAAUGAUGACAUCAUUUUGAAAUGGGUGAAUCAAACAUUGGCCGAGGCUGGAAAAUCAAGCAAGAUUUCAAGCUUUAAGGACAAGGAGAUCAGCAGCAGUAUGGCAGUUCUGGAACUAAUAGACGCCAUCCAGCCGAACUGUAUCGACUACGACCUGAUAAAAACAGGCAGCCUCUCUGAAGAGGACAAGCUGGAGAACGCCAAAUACGCCGUCUCUAUGGCAAGGAAGAUCGGCGCCCGUGUCUACGCUCUCCCUGAGGACCUCGUGGAGGUCAAGAGCAAAAUGGUGAUGACAGUCUUUGCCUGCUUGAUGGGUCGGGGAAUGAAGCGGUGUUAAGAGACUUUCUGGGACUGUAUGGGAUUAUUGUGACACUUACCAAACUAUCCACAAGCCAUUAGCGUUUUGAUAGAGCGAGAGCUCUCCCAACUGAAGGAAUGAAGAGAAAGAUUUUUUUGUGGUUAUUAUAGGAGAAUAACAUGAAGAUAUGAAGUCAGAAUCUGAAUUUGCAUGUAUCCGGGUCUCUUUUGAGGCGUUUACUGAAGAAUAAUUUGCUGUCCUCUCAUUUAUUGUGAGUCCAAAACACAAAAUUUUCCAAAGAUAUGGCCCUUAUGUUAAAGGACAACUUGUUACUUUCAAUAUGCCGACCUCUUGUUCAAUGUAUAAGAAUGCUGUUUUAUAAAGCAAGUAUGCAUUUUUCCAGCUGCAAGGUUGUUUACAUAUUUUUACUCAGACUGAUAAGUAAAUCAUAUCCUUAAAUAAAAAACACACACAUUCCUGAAUACCAAACCAAUGAAUAAAUGCUUGAUAAGGUUAAUUAAAAAAAAAAAGUCAGAGGGAUGACAUGUUGAGGUGGAGCACAGGUUGAAAAUCACCAAAACAACCCCUCUAAUUUAAUCAAAUACAAGCAUGUCUUAAUAACUGGCACUAUAAACUUAUACAUAUCGCUAUACGGUAGCCACACGGUCAUUUUAUAGUAAUGACCCGCCUAAUGAGCUGUCUGUAUUCAUGUACUUGUCAUUUUUUUUGUUUGUUUGUUUGUUUUUUGGAUUAUUGAGGUAAAUGCUGUUUGAGGGGGGUUGUCUAGUUGUGUAGGGGGCUUCUGUCUGUUACGUUGGAUGAAGAGCAGGCUGACUGGACUCUCCUGGCUUCUGCUGUGCCUUCUUCUUCUUAUCUCGGAGAUGACUUGUACGAGUGCUUUGAGGUUUUCUGUUUUUCUAUUGUACUCAACAUUACCAAAUACGAACAGUUACUUCAUUCCAGGUAGUUUAAUGAUAUUCAGUGACAACGGCCAAAUUGUAUUUGGUGUCGUGUUCAUGCCUAGCCUAAAGUGCAUUACAUGUAACAAUAAAUAAGACUUUGAAAGCUAA